GCCUUUUCCUGCGAAAAUUGGGGGAUUUUCUCUAAACUAAGGACGCUAGCCUAGUUUCCUCUCCGGCGCUGUUACUGUCUUCUUGAUUAGGGAUCUUUCAAGACUCCGUUUCUUUGCUCACCAGAUGGCUUUUUGCACCGUAGCUUUGUGUGGGGGACUCUUCCUCCCUCCUGCCCCAGAAAUGUCUUCACUUUCAGAAUAUGCCUUGCGCAUGACUCGCCUGAGUGCCCGGCUAUUUGGUGAAGUUGCCAGGCCUACUGAUUCCAAAUCCAUGAAAGUGGUGAAAUUGUUUAGUGAGCAGCCUUUGGCCAAGAGGAAGGAGACAUAUGACUGGUAUCCAAAUCACAACACUUAUUUUGCGCUCAUGGGGAUACUGCGUUUUUAUGGCCUCUACAGAGACGAGCAUCAGGACUUCAAGGAGGAGCAGAGACGUCUGAAGAAACUUCGUGGAAAGGGGAAACCAAGGAAAGGAGAAGGAAAAAGAGCAGCAAAAAAGAAAUAGUGUUUGUCAGUGCAGAGAGAAACUUCCUCCUCUGCAACUGAGAGCAGAAGCAAGAGUUUAUUCUCUUUCCCCAUGUUGAAUGAGGAACACAUGCUCCGUGUUGAAGUCUGAUCCAGUUAAAGUGUGACCGGUUUCUUGACCACAUUCUAAUUCUGCAAAGUUAUUUUGGCCUUGGUUUUGUAAUCUGAGGUUUACCACAUUCCC
Myotis brandtii (Brandt's bat) is the source of this 706-nucleotide messenger RNA. It is a transcript of the gene MRPS33, whose product is annotated as mitochondrial ribosomal protein S33. The transcript is spliced from 3 exons. Gene Ontology annotation, cellular component: mitochondrion. The coding region runs from base 125 to 502 and encodes 125 amino acids. The record is from RefSeq and is a predicted model, not a curated record. Lineage: Eukaryota; Metazoa; Chordata; Mammalia; Chiroptera; Vespertilionidae.